AUGGGGCUACUGCACAGCCAGGAACUCGCUUCGUCCGUGGUAGUAAUCGGGUACAAGCCUUCAAACUGGGGCAACCAGCUCCCAAGCGCGGCGUCGGACGUCGACCUCAACCAGGUCACUGACCAGAGGCCGGCCGAGCAUGUAGCUGCCGUUGGAGACGCCGCGCCGCAAGCCAUGGAGCCGCCUGCGGCAGCAACCGCUGCUACGGGCGCCGAGGAACAACCGGCCCCGGCGAGUGCCGCGGCGAGCACCCCGACGAGGGGCGAGGAGGCAGCGAGGACCCCUCCCUCGAGUAAUGUUGUGGGGGAGGAGAGUAGAGUCCUGACUCCUCCAGCCGGAGAAACGGGAGUCCCGACGCCGCCCCGGGCAAGGGCCUCUUCGCCCGUAGGCUCCCCUGGCCUGGACCAGGGGCCAGUGAUGUCUGCGGCCACAGCCGGUGGUAGUGCGGUGAACGAGGAUACCCCGGCGGCCUCUGACGACGACGUGGAAGAGAUUGAAGUUCGUCCCCGUGACGGCCGCCAGCACGUCUACAUAGGAGAUAUUGACCGGUGCACGGUGUAUGUGUCGCUGGCACCUGGUAUGGACCAUCCUGCUGGGGUAGACCCACCAGUAGACAAUGCUGCUCGAUGUCUUGAAUACACCAGUAGCGACGAGGACCAGAGCCGUCCAGCGUCGACCACAGAUGACAGAGUAGCUGGGAAAAGGCCGAUGGCUGUGGAGCCAUCCUCCACGGAAGCAAUUCCAGCGGGAACGGCUGCGGACCCUUCGAUGGGCCAAGGCUCGACCAGCCAUGCCCCCAAGCGUCGCUGGCUUGUGAGGAUUGUCGACGACGACAAUAAAGAGGACGAGACGACCCCGUCCUUGGUCCGGAGACCACGCAGUCGCCCUAACGUCGCGCCGAUCGAUGUUGAUCGGGUAAUCAGGGACCCUCCUGCCGUGCACGUCGAGCCGAUACGUCCUGGAGGAACAGAAGCCGCCGCGACGGCUACGCGGACCAGGAGAAGUGUGGCCUCGGAUGUUGAUCCAGGUAACACUGCUGGCUUGAGGACAACCGAGUCGGCAGUUGCUGAUGACAAUGCCGCCGAGCAGACCGUCCGCGAGCAGUCGGCAGAGCAGACCGCAGUUGCGGCCACGACAGAGGUUGCCGAGGAGGAACCGGCCCAAGACGAGGCCAAGACGAGCACCCUGGCAAGGGGCAAUGAGACCGCCGGCCACGAGGAGAUCGCCGAGACCGAGGAGGCGGCGAGGGUAGAGCGUGCUACUAAGCGGCUCAUUGAUGAAGUUAAGGGUGCAAUGAAAACGGCGAAGUACUGA
Messenger RNA from Sorghum bicolor (sorghum), 1314 nucleotides. Its product is annotated as nucleolar and coiled-body phosphoprotein 1-like. The transcript has 7 exons. NCBI's taxonomy places the organism in Eukaryota, Viridiplantae, Streptophyta, Magnoliopsida, Poales, Poaceae. The record is from RefSeq and is a predicted model, not a curated record. Bases 1 to 1314 code for a protein of 437 amino acids.